GAAGCAGUUCGCGUAAAGCAAUACAAAAUAUGAUGGCACCAGGAAGAUUUGUGUUCCUGUGCCUUGUUCUGCUGUUAGGUGUCUGUUACGGCCAGCCCCCACAGUCUGAUGCUGGCACUGGACUAGUAGCUGGAUCUUUAGGAUUAGGACUUAUUACUCUUGCAGGACUUUCAGCUUCUAAUGCAGUUUUAGCUGGCCAAGUUCAAAAUCUCCGAAGAAAUUGUAAUGCAGCUGAUUGCUCGGAUUGUGAGGAGAAACUGAAAAAGUGUCUGGAGGAGAAGGAACGAAUCCAGAAAGAUUUAAUCGAAACGGAAAAUGAUUUAGAAGAGGCAAAGGAAACAAUCGACCUACAGACUACAACUAUCCAAAAUUUAAAUCAACAAGUUGCAG
Molecule: messenger RNA, 390 nt
Organism: Saccostrea cuccullata (small rock oyster)
Lineage: Eukaryota; Metazoa; Mollusca; Bivalvia; Ostreida; Ostreidae
Exons: 5
Source: RefSeq, a predicted model, not a curated record